Liolophura sinensis is the source of this 803-nucleotide messenger RNA. Its product is annotated as pre-mRNA-splicing factor syf2-like. The record is from RefSeq and is a predicted model, not a curated record. The coding region runs from base 26 to 733 and encodes 235 amino acids. Gene Ontology annotation, cellular component: Prp19 complex; catalytic step 2 spliceosome; post-mRNA release spliceosomal complex. Lineage: Eukaryota; Metazoa; Mollusca; Polyplacophora; Chitonida; Chitonidae. The transcript has 7 exons.
GCGUGUUAUCUCGAGAUAUCUUGUUAUGGCUUCCACAUCCACUGCCAGCUGUUCCAGCUCAUCAAGCACAGAUGGGGGCCAACAGAAGAAGGCAGAUAGAAUGAACAGGCUGAGAGACCUACAGCUCAGGAUGAAUGAGGCGCGGAAGUUAAAUCAUCAAGAGGUUGUUGAGGAAGACAGACGAAAGAAGCUUCCAAAGAACUUUGAUGUGAAACGGAAAAAGAGUGAGUGGGAACAAGCAGAAGAGGAGAAAAGAAAGGAGUGUGAAGAAAGGGGAGAAAACUAUGACAGAGUGAAGCUGCUAGACAUUGGUGCAGAUGAGGCAGAGAGGUGGGAGAGAAAGAAGAAAAAGAAGAACCCAGAUCCAGGAUUUUCAGAUUAUGAACAGGCUACUUUCAGACAGUACCAGAGACUGACAAAACAGUUGAAGCCAGACGCUGAUGGUUACGCUAGACAGAAAGAGGAGAAAGGUGAGAUGUUCUACCCUACUGUAGACACACUGGGGCUUCAGCAACACAAAGACUCAGAGGAUGCUGUGGACAGAAUGGUGGAAGACCUAGAAAAACAAAUUGAUAAGCGCUCCAAAUACAGCCGCCGGAGGACGUUUGAUGAGGAUGCUGACAUCGACUACAUUAACGAGAGAAACAUGAAAUUCAACAAGAAGCUGGAGCGUUUCUAUGGACCUUAUACUACUGAGAUCAAACAGAACUUAGAGAGAGGAACUGCUGUGUGAAAUGUUGGCUGCUAACUACAGCAUCUGGCUGGAUUGUGUACAGAAUAUUAUAUAGGUCAUGUUCAACUAU